This is a messenger RNA of Callorhinus ursinus (northern fur seal), 975 nucleotides long. RefSeq names its product osteocrin (gene OSTN). Gene Ontology annotation, molecular function: signaling receptor binding. Lineage: Eukaryota; Metazoa; Chordata; Mammalia; Carnivora; Otariidae. The record is from RefSeq and is a predicted model, not a curated record. Gene Ontology annotation, biological process: hormone-mediated signaling pathway.
AUCAGUUUUUAAAUAUUUCAAAUGCUAAUCUCUCUUAUAUAUUAUGUUGAAAAUAUAUUCCAUUUUGCACCUUUUGAAUCUUAAGAAAUCCUUACAUGACACAAGGGCAUAGAUAUAUUUGUCUAUGGAUAUGUGGUGCUUUGAAUUUGUCAAUUUAAAUGUUUUUAGACACAGUGCAUUUUCUCAGGUUCACACAGACCUCGCUGGACUUUAUUUUCGAAAACCUGGCCAAUUUCACACAUUUCCCCUGGAUAUAUGAGGUUAUAAUCCUGGGAUUAGAUAGUCAAAGAAUAAGAUUACACAACUAGAUUUCUCAGACUUUGGUUGGUUCGAAUUAUGAUUAUAGCUAUACAACCCCAGCCUAGGUUUCCAUGGAAAUGAAGCCUUAAUAGAAUUCAUUCCAGUAGACUGACAGCUUCUGUUAAGUAUUACUUAACUUUUUCAGAGAUGCACUCCAGCACCUAGAAGCUGAAAAAUUUGGUUUAUCACCUGCAUCUAACAAGUUUCCCAGAGCUUUUGUUUUCUAUCUUUAUAUGCGAAAGUAAUAAAUGUUGACUUGAUGUAUGUGACCCUCAGAUGCUGGACUGGAGAUUGGCAAAUGCACAUUUUAUUCUGGCUGUGAUGUUGAUGCUGUGGAGUUCAGGAAAAGUACGUUCAGUGGAUGUAGCAACAGAGGCUUUUGAUUCUGGAGUCAUAGAUGUGCAGGCACCGCCCACAGUCGGGGAGGAGAAAUCAGCUACUAAUCUGGCAGCAAAACUCUUGCUUCUUGAUGAACUUUUGUCUCUGGAGAAUGAUGUAAUUGAAACAAAGAAGAAAAGGAGCUUCUCGGGUUUUGGGUCUCCUCUGGACAGACUCUCUGCUGGCUCUGUUGACCAUAAAAGUAAACAGAGAAAAGUAGUAGAUCAUCCAAAAAGGCGAUUUGGUACCCCAGUGGAUCGGAUUGGUGGAAACCGUCUCUCUAAUUCCAGAGGCUAA